Molecule: messenger RNA, 1361 nt
Organism: Pogoniulus pusillus (Red-fronted tinkerbird)
Lineage: Eukaryota; Metazoa; Chordata; Aves; Piciformes; Lybiidae
Gene: CCDC28B
Product: coiled-coil domain containing 28B
Exons: 5
Coding region: 585-1121 (178 amino acids)
Cellular component (GO): centrosome
Source: RefSeq, a predicted model, not a curated record
ACGGCGCGGCGGUGGCGCUCCGGGAGGGCGGGUGGAAGCCACGGACAAAGAGGCUCUCACCUCCCCAUCCCGGCUCCACGAAGGACCUCCCCGGGCCCGCGGUCGCCCCGCGGUGUGCGCCCUGCUCUCGCCGAGGGCACCUGCGGUGGCUCAGCCCCGGCGUGUGCGGCUCAAAUCCUCUUUGCUGCGGCGCUGGGGGAGACGCUGGGAGCCGAAGCCAGGCCGGCAGCUGCCAGCGGCGGCUCCGUCCCUGCCUCGGCUCCGCACGGCGAUGCUCCGGCGCGGGCGCCGGGAUAAGGCAGCCUGAGUCCGGCUACCGGCACCGGAGCUGCUGGCUUCAGCCCUUUCCAGCCGCUGCCGAGCCCCGGCGCAGCCCUCGGAGCCUCGCUGCGGCUCAUCCGCGGCCGCGGUCGGCAUUCUGCUGUGCCGAGGGUCCCGGGGCCCCUCCGCCGUGCCACAGGCCGCGGGCGCUGCCGCCCCGGGAGGAGCCCGGUGCCCGGCGGCUCUCGGGGCGAGAGGCCCCAGGCGGGGGAAGAGCUGCCCGGAGCUUUGUCCGUCCUGCGCAGGGUCCCUGCCCCGCCAAGAUGGAGGACCGGAGGAAGAAGCGGAGCCCUAAGGCCUGCCUGGCUCAGCCAGCACCCCCCGGGGCGCCGCGGCCGCUGCCCCCCAGCAAGAGCACCUCCUUCGCGCUGCCGCUGCCCACCCUGCCCUCGCCCCGGCAGCGCGCCCGGCUCCGGCGGACCAGCAAGGAGCGGGUGCGAGCGGCGGGCGCGGCGCGGGGAGCGCCGCUGCAGCACAGCUUCCUCACCGACGUGUCCGACGUCUGCGAGAUGGAGGGGGGGCUGCUCAGCCUGCUCAGCGACUUCCACUCGGGCAAGCUGCAGGCCUUCGGGAAGGAGUGCUCCUUCGAGCAGCUGGAGCAUGUGCGGGAGAUGCAGGAGAAGCUGGCACGGCUCCACUUCGGCCUCGAUGUCUGCGUGGAGGAGCUCCCCGAGGAGCAGAAGAAAGUGGCGGCUGACAGGAACCUGGACCAGCUGCUGGCACACCUGGAGGAGCUCAGCAGCUCCAUACAGAAGCUGCACCUGGCCGAGAGCCCUGACCCCGAGGACGCGGCCGCCUGACCCCGCGCCCAGCCCUGGCUGGGGGGGUGGUAGCGGCGGCCGCCACCGGGAUACGUCGCGGGAGCCCCACACCGGGGCCACCCCCCCGCGGAAAGGCCGCCGGACGCGACACACCUCACUCGAGACCGGGACGGAGCGGGGCCGGCUGCGCCCUGCACGGCCACCCCCGGCCCCGGCUGCGCCCUGCACGGCCGUUCCCGGCCCCGGCUGCGCCCUGCACGGUCCCCGCCCGGCGCCGGC